UCUCUCUCUCUCUCUCUCUCUCUCUCUCUCUCUCUCUCUCUCUCUCACACGCCUCUACAGGCUGCAACCCAACCCCUUAGUGUGCACCUGCCCUACCUGCUCACAGUCACCAACCAACCAGCCAACCAAACCCGAGCGAGACAUGCAGGCUGUCUCACACACUUUAUCCACCACACACUCUGCAUGCCUACAGCACAGCUCCACAGCACACGUCUACCUGUCUCCAUGCCUGUCAGUAGGAAGUUCUCACCUCCACGCCAGACUCAUCAAGUCACACCACCUUUAUCCUUGCUUUUCCUGAAUAAGUACCCCAACUCACUCGUACGGGAUGGUUCCGGACCUGGUUGGGGUUCUCCAGCCCCCAAACCCGGGUUGAGGGCUAAAGUGAAGGGUCAGAGGAAAGCACAUUCUCCCCGGCCUCAGGAUUCAGCGGAGGGAGAGAAGGAAGCUGCACCCAGAGCCAGAAAGAAAAGCUACAAACCUCCAGAUGUAAGGACCAUCUUUGAGGCGCGAACCAAAGACCCCCGGGUUAAAGAGGAGAAAGGAGAAGGACACACCUUUUUGAACUGCACAUUAUUGGAGUGGUGUGAUGUGUGCUUCAAAAACAUCAUCCAGGAUGGUCUGGUGUGUGCAGGUUGUAAGUACACGUGUCACGCUCACUGUCGAGACCUGGUCACACUCGACUGCCAGCAGAACGGAUCCCCUAAUGACAGUCCACUUAGUCCACUCAACCCACUCAGCCAAGACCACCUCAACAACAACAACAAGUCUUCAAACAGCGCCAGGGCUGAACCUGAAGAGCGUGUUUGCAUUUUCUUCACCCCGCUUUUGGACUGUGUGGGCUCAGGAGCAUCCCACAGGCAUUUUAAUGCGCCUGCAGUGCCGCUGAUUACAGAGUUUAGAUGGACAGACAGGUAGUUUUCAAAGGCUACAAUACCCCAAUGAUCCUGUGUGUGUUCACCACAGGGCAGGAUGGAACGUGUCCCGGACUCCAUUUGUCUUUGUGUUAACAGCAGCUGUGGUUUACUUACCUUAUAUUUAGUCUUUGCUGACUGUCUGGGUCUCUGGAGUUUGGCUGUAGGAGCUGUGAUUUCCAUCUCGAGAGCCUUCUAGGUCUGAACACACUGAGCUCUGUGUGCUUGUGUGUUUAUUUUCAGGAAAGGUUGAUGGGGGCUUGGGUACUAAAGGCUUAGGUCAUCAUAACUUAGACAAUGAUCUUGUGAAUGCAUCUUUUAAAAAGAAGGAGGGCAAUAUAAAACAAUGUAGACCUUUGAUAGACUCUUGAGAUAAUAGAAUUUUGAGAGGAGACACAGAGAGGAACCUUGAAGACGAGUUCAAAUAGAGUUUGAUAAAC
Messenger RNA from Astyanax mexicanus (Mexican tetra), 1354 nucleotides. Its product is annotated as ras association domain-containing protein 5-like. The coding region runs from base 184 to 918 and encodes 244 amino acids. The transcript is spliced from 4 exons. The record is from RefSeq and is a predicted model, not a curated record. Lineage: Eukaryota; Metazoa; Chordata; Actinopteri; Characiformes; Acestrorhamphidae.